Messenger RNA from Rosa rugosa (rugosa rose), 2092 nucleotides. Its product is annotated as alpha-galactosidase-like. Gene Ontology annotation, biological process: carbohydrate metabolic process. The record is from RefSeq and is a predicted model, not a curated record. The transcript is spliced from 12 exons. The coding region runs from base 462 to 1928 and encodes 488 amino acids. NCBI's taxonomy places the organism in Eukaryota, Viridiplantae, Streptophyta, Magnoliopsida, Rosales, Rosaceae. Gene Ontology annotation, molecular function: hydrolase activity, hydrolyzing O-glycosyl compounds.
UCUCUGAACAAUGGAAACCUGAUAUUUGACCACCGUGCUGCAGGCUAUGAUUCCAUACCAUCAAACACUAGCAUUUUCACUCUGGCUUUAUUUGAUGGGGUGGAAUCUAUAGCCUACUGCAAUGUGGUCAAACUGUCUCCUUGAUCCAUUUUCUUCACUUCAAAGCACCAUCUCUGUACCCAAGUCUCCAUUUCUAAUAUACCUUCACUUUCACUCUGCUAUCAAACACAGACCCAAAAUGGUUUUUCUUUUAUGUGGGAUUUUGGUGAUUUUGGCUUGUUGUUUGGAAGAGGGUUCAGACUCCAGACCAAUGUGGUUUUGUGUGGCUUGGUUUUGAGUAGUUGGGUUACUUUGGUUCAGUGGUGUCAGGAAGAGAGAGAUAGAUUUGGGUUGUGUUGGUGGGUUUGGGGUUUAAGAGAGGAAUGCAAGUAUGGAGGUUUGAGGCAUAGCUUAAUCCAACAAUGGAGACUAUAACAUGGAGAGAACGAAGACUAAGAACUGGAACAAGAGGAAGGCAAAACUCUAUCCACAAUGAAGAUGGAUCAAGGUGGGUUGAUCUUCUUAAUCAGAGGGUAUGGUCACACGAACUUGCUAGCACACCACCCAGAGGUUGGAACUCCUAUAACGCAAUCAGCUGGACUAUUACAGAGGAAGAGUUCUUGCAAAAUGCUGAAAUCAUCUCCAAGAAGUUACUUCCUCAUGGAUAUGAGUAUGUAGUUGUGGACCAUCUGUGGUAUAGGAGAAAUGUGACUGGCGCUUGUGUAGACUCUCUUGGAGUUGAUGUAAUUGAUGAAUGGGGGAGACCGAUGCCUGACCCAGAUAGGUGGCCUAGCUCCAGAGGUGGGAAAGGGUUUACUGAAGUGGCAGACAGAGUACAUAAAAUGGGUUUGAAGUUUGGAAUUAAUGUUAUGAGAGGAAUAAACAUGCAAGCUGUAAAAGACAAUACCCAUAUCUUGGAUCCUCUCUCGGGUAAUGUUUAUGAUUAUUUCAAUGGAAAAAUUUGGACUGCACAAGAUAUAGGGAUCAAGGAGAGGACUUGUGCUCGGAUGCAAAAUGGUUUCAUGAGUGUGAAUACAACCUUGCAAGCUGGAAGGUUUUUCUUGGCAGACCUCUAUCAACUGUUUGCCAAUUGGGGUGUUGAUUUUGUGAAACAGGACUGCGUGUUUGGUAAUGACUUGGACAUGAAUGAAAUAUAUCAUGCAUCAUGGCUUUUGAGGAUUCAAAGACCUAUAUUGUAUUCUGUAUCUCCUGGAAUUGGAGCAACACCCAUGAUGGCCAAAAGUGUAAGUGGUGUAGUGAACAUGUACAGUAUAAACGGGGAUAACUGGGAUGACUGGGAAGAUGUUGUUGCCCGUUUUGAUGUUGCCAGGGAUUUUGCUGCUGCUAAUAUGAUUGGAGCAAACAGCUCGUGGCCUGACUUAGAUAUGCUUCCCCUGGGAUGGCUUAGUGAUGCAGGUUCAAAUGAAGGUCCACACAGAACAACUAACCUCACAUUAGAGGAGCAAAGAACUAUGAUGACCUUGUGGUGCAUGGCCAAGUCUCCUCUCAUGUUUGGAGGAGAUCUGAGAAAGCUUGAUGAUACAACUUACAGUAUCCUAACAAAUCCUACCUUGCUAGAGGUCAAUUCUUUUAGCUCAAAUAAUAAGGAGUUUCCAUACAUAAAAUCUGAAGGACUUCGCUCUUGGGUUGCAACUGGAAGACAACGAGAAAUAUAUGUUGCUUUAUUUAAUCUGAACUCAAAGAAGACUACUAUAACCGCACAAAAAUCAGACUUGGCCAAGGCACUUCCUGGGACAACAUUGACUACUAGAGCUUCCUGCAAAGGCAAAGAAGUAUGGAGCCGACUAGACUUGGGGAUUAUAGACCACUCCAUAUCCAUUGCUGUAGAAACCCAUGGGACUGCACUAGUUGUCCUACAUUGCAAUUAGGUUAGUGUAGAAAAACCAAAACAGAUAAUUCUUAGUUUCAGCUUGUUUUUGUUUUCGGAUCUUAAGCUUGAAACUGAUAUUUCUGUACCAUAUAUGUUCGGAGAUUGGAUAUACAAUGAAUGAGAAUCAGGAUCUUAUAGUAGGAUGAUUUAUGCUAUACCCUA